Molecule: messenger RNA, 3532 nt
Organism: Bombus terrestris (buff-tailed bumblebee)
Lineage: Eukaryota; Metazoa; Arthropoda; Insecta; Hymenoptera; Apidae
Molecular function (GO): oxidoreductase activity, acting on paired donors, with incorporation or reduction of molecular oxygen; iron ion binding; heme binding
Source: RefSeq, a predicted model, not a curated record
GUCGACAGCAAAGCUCACUCUCGUAAUGUACAUUACAAGCUUCGGAAAUAUUUUCUUAUUUUAUUUUGUAUCUGCUACCUUAUAGUGCUUGUGACUAGUGAAGAAUUCGUUUCAUAGCGGCUCUUUUAAAAUGGCCUUGUUAACGCUAUACUGGAGUCUGGAUGGCAUCCUCAUCCUUUCGUCCCUGAUGAUUGUCGCUUAUCUCUACAUGACUCGUAAAUUCAACCACUGGUCGAAACGAGGAAUCACAGAGCUUGCACCUACGCCUUUCGUAGGCAACUUUAUGGACUGCCUUCUGUCAAGAAAAUCGGGCUCGGAAUUUCUGAAGGACGUAUACGAGUACGGCAAAAAUUUGCCUUUCCUGGGAUUCUACGUCUUCGACAAACCUCACCUGUUAAUUCGCGAUCCAGAACUCGUGAAGCACGUCCUAGUGAAAGACUUCGACUAUUUCCCGGAUAGAUACGCGUGUGCAGAUGAGAAAGAUGAUCGUCUUGGAUAUGCAAAUGUGGUCAUGAUGAAAAAUCCAGGAUGGAAAUCUCUCAGGCCAAAAUUGACACCGAUUUUUACCCCAGGCAAGCUGAGGACAAUGUUCGAUUUAAUGCUGGUAGUUGCUGACGAACUUGGAAUGUAUCUCGAUUCGUUGCAUUUGGAGGGCGACGGAAAAGUAGUCGAGUUCAAGGAUAUUUGCGCGAGUUUCGCCACCGACACGAUCGGUAGUGUUGCAUUUGGCUUAAAACUAGGUUCGUUGGAGAAUCCGAAAACACCGUUCCGUGAAUAUGGCAGGAAGAUCUUCUAUUCUAAUUUCUAUCGUAACGUGGAGUUACUUAUCAUAUCCUUCUCGCCUCAGUUAAUCAAGUAUAUGAAGCCGAAGUUCUUUGGAAGAAAAGCAACAAACUUUCUCCGAUCUGUUUUCUGGGAUGCGAUUGAUCAGCGAGUCGAUUCGGCUCAGAAGAGGAAUGAUCUCAUCGAUGUGCUACUCGAGAUCAGGAAAACAUACAUGAACGACGAAAAUUUGAAGGAUUACAACUUCGAUGGUGAAGAUUUAUUGGCACAGGCGGCCAUAUUAUUUGCUGCUGGUUUUGAAACGUCUUCUAGUACCAUGUCUUUCACACUGCACGAACUUGCAGUGAACCCAGAUGUACAGAAGACGCUUAGAGCAGAGAUUCAGGAUGCUCUAGAGAAAACUGGUGGCAAAAUCACAUACGAUAUGAUUAUGACGCUACCAUACCUCGAUAUGGUAAUUUCUGAAAGUCUUCGUAAAUAUCCAGUUGUAGGAUACACGGAUCGAAAUACCCUUGCCGAUUACAAAGUGCCUAAUUCCGAUUUGGUGCUAGAGAAAGGUACCCCAAUAUACAUUUCGAUAAUGGGUUUGCACUAUGACUCCCGGUACUUCCCGAAUCCGAAUAAAUACGAUCCACACCGAUUUACCGAGGAAGCCAAAAGUACCAGGCCAAGUUUCGCCUACCUGCCCUUUGGUGCGGGACCCCGUAUCUGCCUUGGUAUGCGAUUGGGACUCAUGCAAUCCAAACUUGGAGUCGUACAGAUUUUGAAGGACUACGAAGUUUCACCUUGUGAAAAAACCAAAAUUCCAAUUGUUCUAGAUCCCAAAGGAAUCAUGACGACAGCUUUAGGAGGAGUACAUCUCAACAUUCGGAAAAUUACGACUGCUGUUAACUCAUUUAAAAUGGCUUUAUUAACGCUAUACUGGAGUCUGGAUGGUAUCCUUAUCCUUUCGACCCUGAUGGUUGCCGCUUAUUUCUACAUGACUCGUAAAUUCAACCACUGGUCGAAACGUGGAAUCACACAGCUUGCACCUACGCCUUUCAUAGGCAACUUUAUGGACUGCCUUCUGUCAAGAAAAUCGGGCUCGGAAUUUCUCAAGGACAUGUACGAUUACGGCAAAGGUGUGCCUUUACUGGGAUUCUACGUCUUCGACAAACCUCACCUGUUAAUUCGCGAUCCAGAACUCGUGAAGCACGUCCUAGUGAAAGACUUCGACUAUUUCCCUGAUAGGUACGCGACUGCAGAUGAGAAAAAUGAUCGUUUUGGAUACGCAAAUGUGGUCCUGAUGAAAAAUCCGGGAUGGAAAUCUCUCAGGCCAAAAUUGACACCGAUUUUUACCCCAGGCAAGCCGAGGACAAUGUUCGAUUUAAUGCUGGUAGUCGCUGACGAUCUUGGAAUGUAUCUCAAUUCGUUGCAUUUGGAGGGCGAUGGAAAAGUAGUCGAGUUCAAGGAUAUUUGCGGGAAUUUCACCACCGAUAUGAUCGGUAGUAUUGCGUUUGGCUUAAAAAUAGGUGCGGUGAAGAAUCCAAAAACACCGCUUCGUGAAUAUGGCAGGAAGAUCUUCUAUUCUAAUUUCUAUCGUAACAUGGAGUUACUUAUCAUAUCCUUCUCGCCUCAGUUAGUCAAGUAUCUUAAGCCGAAGUUCUUUGGAAAAAAAGCGACUAACUUCUUCCGACCUGUUUUCUGGGAUGCGAUUCAACAGCGAGUCGAUUCGGCUCAGAAGAGGAAUGAUCUCAUCGAUGUGCUAAUCGAGAUCAGGAAAACAUACAAGAACGACGAAAACUUGAAGGAUUACAAAUUCGAUGGCGACGAUUUAGUGGCACAAGCGAUCAUGUUUUUUUCCGGUAUUGAAACAUCUUCUACCGCCAUUUCUUUCACGCUGCACGAACUUGCAGUGAACCCAGAUUUACAGAAGAAACUUAGGGCAGAGAUUCACGAUGCUCUAGAGAAAAGUGGUGGCAAAAUCACAUACGAUAUGAUUACGACGUUACCAUACCUCGAUAUGGUAAUGUCUGAAACUCUUCGUAAAUAUCCAUCUGUAGGGCACUUGGAUCGAGUUACCCUUGCCGAUUACAAAGUGCCUAAUUCCGAUCUGGUGCUAGAGAAAGGCACUCCAAUAUUCAUUUCAAUAAUGGGUUUGCACUAUGAUUCGCGGUAUUUCCCGAAUCCGAAAAAAUACGAUCCACUCCGAUUUACCGAGGAAGCCAAAUGUACCAGGCCAAGUUUCGUCUACUUGCCCUUUGGUGGAGGUCCCCGCGGCUGCAUUGGUAUGCGAUUGGGACUCAUGCAAUCUAAACUUGGAGUCGUACAGAUAUUGAAGGACUACGAAGUUUCACCUUGUGAUAAAACCAAAAUUUCGGUGAUCCUAGAUCCCAAAACAAUCAUCACGACAGCUUUAGGAGGAGUACAACUCAACAUUCGAAAGAUUACCGCUGCUGCUGAUUAGACGAAGUUUUACGAACCGCAUUCCAAUUUUCUACCUUGUUCGUGAUAAGUCGGAUAUAUUUUAUUACCGAAUCGGUGAUGUUCAACAAGUAACAUCGUCAUUUCUUUCUCAGGAGAUGAUUAGAUAUUAAAUAUAUUUUAUAAUCGUAAUGCUAAAUGCCCGAAAAUUGUGAUUUCAAAUAUCUGAAAAUAAUUAGAUUUAUUUGGUAUUAGAUAAUACGAGAUCAUGUUUCUGUAAAUUUGUUGUAUCCUGGUGAGGAAAAUAUUGCAUGCAGAGGAAAUACAGUUAGUUUUGUUUCACUUA